Molecule: messenger RNA, 2291 nt
Organism: Jaculus jaculus (lesser Egyptian jerboa)
Lineage: Eukaryota; Metazoa; Chordata; Mammalia; Rodentia; Dipodidae
Gene: Ip6k3
Product: inositol hexakisphosphate kinase 3
Exons: 5
Coding region: 1-1209 (402 amino acids)
Biological process (GO): phosphatidylinositol phosphate biosynthetic process; inositol phosphate biosynthetic process
Cellular component (GO): nucleus; cytoplasm
Molecular function (GO): inositol hexakisphosphate kinase activity
Source: RefSeq, a predicted model, not a curated record
AUGGUGGUGCAGGACAGUGCAGACACCAGGGGCACCAGCGUGGGCGUGCCACUGGAGCCCUUCCUGCACCAGGUCGGGGGCCACCUGAGCCUGAUGCAAUACGAUGCCCACACAGUAUGCAAACCCCUCAUCUCCCGGGAGCAGAAGUUCUAUGAAUCCCUGCCUCUGGCCAUGAAGCGAUUCACCCCACAGUACAAAGGUACCAUCACCGUGCGCCUCCGGAGAGACAGCAGAGGUCACCUCAGCCUGGUUGCCCACCCUCUGAAAGAGAGCCAGGAGCCCUUCCAGGCGUCCCCAGAAUCGGCCGCCAUGACCAUCUGGCAGUCGCUUCAGCAGACCUCCAGCAGCAACGGUGGCACCUACCCCCUGGCGCAGCUGCAGCAUGCCCAGCUGGCACACUCACUCAAGAAAAGCCCAGCCAAGGCGCUCCUGGAGUCUGAGUUCCACCUCGGCACCCACGUCUCCUCAUUGGUGGAAGGCGCCAACGGGAACCAGACGGAGAGUGCGAGCUUUAACCCUUGGGGUCUGCACUGCCACCGGGCCCACCUGACCCGCCUGUGCUCUGAGUAUCCAGAGCACAAGCGGCACCGUUUCCUGCUGUUGGAAAAUGUGGUGUCACAGUACAAGCAGCCCUGCGUCCUGGACCUGAAGAUGGGGACCCGGCAGCACGGGGAUGACGCGUCGGAGGAGAAGAAGGCCCGCCAUAUUAAGAAAUGUGCACAGAGCACCUCUGCCUGCCUGGGCGUGCGGAUCUGCGGCAUGCAGGUUUACCAAACUGACAAGAAGCACUUUCUGUGCAAAGACAAGUACUACGGAAGAAAGCUCUCGGUGGAGGGCUUCAGACAAGCGCUUUCUCAGUUCCUACACAACGGACGCCGCCUGCGGACCGAGCUCCUGGAACCCAUCCUGCGCCAGCUCCGGGCACUCCUCACGGUCAUCCGGAGCCAGAGCUCUUACCGCUUCUACUCCAGCUCCCUCCUCAUCAUCUAUGACGGUCAGGAGUCGCCAGAAAGAACCCCAGGUGGUUUGCACCCUCAGAAAGCCCACAGUGGUCCCGCAAAAGUCGACAUCCGGAUGAUUGACUUUGCUCACACGACCUAUAAGGGCUCCUGCAACGAACACACCACCUACGAGGGACCAGAUCCCGGCUAUAUUUUUGGCUUGGAAAACCUCAUUAACAUCUUGCAGAAUCUCCAAGAGGGAAAAUAAAAUUCUCAGAAUUCUCUGGUCUAUAGAUUUCGCAGAAGGACCCACCAUUAACUAAGGUAGUCGAGAGUCUCCUUCUAUGUCUUUGGAAUAAUCAUAUCUACCUUCAAAAACCAUCUCAACACAUGCAGACAAUGUUGACAGCUGCUGAGGAAAUCCACUGUGCAGGCAACCCCCCCCCCCCCCACCAACCUGGCAUCUUCUGUCAAGCGGCUCGUCUUGGGAUGGGCAGACAGUGAGAGCAACACCAUGGCGGCGCCACGGGAGCGUGCGGCCUGCGUCAGGCGCCAGCGCUGCAGCUGUGGGUAGCGAACGCUUUCCUGUCACGCUGCAGUCCCUACAAGCCGUGGGGGGGUGGGGGGGGCUCUUGGAAGAAACCUUGAAGAAUGAGUUUCCACCCACAUUCAUGGCUUUUCUGCUGUGUGGCCUGCCCACUCUGCGGGCAGACAGAGCUAAUGAAUGCCUCUUACCCCCUGCGAGGAGCUGUGCGCGGGGAGGAAGGAGUGGAGACCAUUUGCCGUGUCACCUCCUUUGUACAAAGGAGGACACGGGCUGGCAGGUGUCGCUCUGCAGAGACCUGUUUUGCAUGUGUGAGGGCCUGGGUUCCAUUGCCAGCACCCUAGGGUAAUAACAGUAAUAAUAAACAAAUAAAUGGGUGGACGUGAGCCCUGACAAGCCAAGACUUGUGUGUGGAGAGUACAGUCCUCACAGGCUUCUCAGUGCCACACUGCGACCACAAAAACAGAACAAAGCAAAACAACAGAAAAAACUGAUAUGAAACGCAGCUUCCAGCAGGGGCAAGUGCUCCCAUUAAACUAUAUUCUCCAAUUUCUGUUUAUUUUUUUUGGGGGGGGUGGCCUGGGGGAAUCAGAGGACUGAGGAAACCAGGGUGAUGUUUACAAGCUUGGUAUGCAAGAGUACCUAUGAAACAAGAACAAAUGCUUUAAUGAAUUCCUUCUUCUGUGGUGUGAAAACCUAUUACAAUGCCCUUGAGUCAAGCACUGAGCUACAUUUCCCAAUUAGGGAAAUAAAUUUGUUAAUAAAAUUGCUGAGGUCACCAGUGAUUAUUGGUGUGCCUUAAUAUC